UUACUUUGGAAUCAGGAACACGGUGAAUUCUGGUCUGCACUGAGAUGGAGCCCGGAGACGCCGACGUAGUUUCUUAGAUUGUUGACGAGCGGAAGGCAGCCAAUCCGGCUCAAAACCCCUCGUUUGUGUUUUCGGUUUAUCAGAGAAAGAUUUCGCAUGAGAUACAUCCGAAAUCAAGAUUUUACCGUCGGCACUAAUCUCCUUUGACUUCGGCUGUGGCCGGACGUUUGCUUCAGACAUAUUUGAGAGGACGCAUUUUCUGUAUAAAUGUUUUUCUGUUUAACGUUGCGCCGUUGAUGGCGAUGAAGCCAGCGACUUAAUGGAAUAUUAGCUACUUUUGUUGAAUUCGUUUAAAUUAUACAUUUUUUUCCUUGAUUCUCCUAAGAAGAAGAAAAGGUUGGGACAUGUAGCCGUCCAAAGAAAAUGUGGAAAUAAGACAUGCACUGUUCAAAAACUGAAAUAUAAAAAAUCUCGUCUGUUUUGUUUCAUUUCCUUGUUUUGUUUGUCCCCGACUUAUGGAAAGUAUUAGGAGAUAUGUUGUUUUUUAAUAUGGGCCAUGUGUGGCGUAUUUCGGAGCUGCCAGACGCUUUGGUGACUUCGUGAGAAGACGGAGAGGACACGUAAAGCUUUCUGUAGACACAAAAGGAAACUGAACAAUAUUACAGAAAGAAAUGCCACAAGUCAUUCUGUUCAAAGUGCUGCUAGCCGGGUGGGGUCUUUGGGUCUCACCAGCUCUUGCAGACCAGGUAUCUGAUGGGUCAUCCUCAGGACAAGCACGGCCUAGCACAGGCAGACUGCUGUGUGUGUGUGAGAACAGACACACCUGUGUGAAUGGCACCUGUGAGGGUGACGCCUGCUACUUCACACAGGUCAAAGGUUUCGAGGAGAAGGGCUGCUUCAUGAGGGAUCAUAUGGAGCAGUGCCACACUUCUGGAAUCCCGGGAGUGUAUACUGAAUGUUGCUUCACGCACCGCUGCAAUGAAUUUUCCACCCCGCCCCCUGACCCAGUAGUUAAGCCGACAAGCCCAGAGGGCAGCAUGGUUCUGAUGGUGGCUGUCCCACUGCUGUUGCUGUUGGUUCUGCUCAUCCUGUCUAUGGGGGUGUGUGGGCUGGUCUGGUGGAGGCGGUCAAGACACCAGCAUCACAGAUUGGCUUACACCGAUGACCGCGACACUGCCAUGCUGAAGGUGUCCAAUGGGGCAGACCCAACUUAUGGGGAUAUAUUUGAUGAGUUCUGUACAUCGGGCAGUGGGACGGGCCUGCCUUACCUGGUACAGAGGACCAUGGCUCGGCAGAUCUCCCUGGCAGAGUGUGUUGGUAAAGGACGUUACGGUGAGGUGUGGCGGGGCACCUGGAUGGGUGAGAGUGUGGCAGUCAAGAUAUUCUCUUCACGGGAUGAACAGUCUUGGUUCCGUGAGACUGAGAUCUACAACACGGUGCAGCUCCGCCAUGAAAACAUCUUGGGAUUCAUUGCCUCAGACAUGACUUCCAAAAACUCCAGCACCCAGCUGUGGCUGAUCACACAUUUUCACGAGCUCGGCUCCCUCUACGACUUCCUGCAGUACAGCAGCCUGGACCCAGAGAGCUGUCUGCGGAUGUGCCUGUCUAUAGCGUGCGGGCUGGUGCACUUGCACACUGAGAUUCUCUCCACCCAGGGCAAACCUGCCAUCGCCCACCGCGACCUUAAGAGCCGCAACAUCCUGGUCAAGAGGAAUGGCCAGUGCUGCAUCGCAGACCUGGGGCUGGCUGUCAUGCACUCUCAGACCAGUGACUACCUGGACGUGGGAAACAACCCACGAGUCGGAACCAAGCGUUACAUGGCUCCAGAGGUUCUGGAUGAGAGCAUCCGGGUGGAUGUCUUUGAAUCCUACAAGCAGACAGACAUCUGGGCCCUGGGCCUGGUGCUGUGGGAGAUUUCUCGCAGAACUGUGGUUAACGGGAUCGUGGAGGAGUAUCGCCCCCCCUUUUUUGAUGUGGUGCCCUCUGACCCCAGCUUUGAGGAGAUGAAGAAAGUGGUCUGUGUGGACCAGCACAGGCCUAGCCUGCACAACAGGCUUCAUUCCCACCCGAUUCUGUCUGCCAUUGCGAAAAUAAUGAGGGAGUGCUGGUUCCAGAACCCCCCCGCCCGCCUCACCGCCCUUCGUGUGCGCAAGACCCUUGCCAAACUGGACCAGGAUCAUGACUACAGCCCUGACAAACUCAAACAGGACCUCUAGACCCUGGACUGCACUAAGCAGUUCACUCUUGCACUUUUCAUUUGCUGGAACCCACAGACUGCCUUUACUGAAAACUGACAUGUUUUAACCAACAUACAGUUUUAAUACAGUUAUAUAUACAGGCUGUGUUCACAUGUAGUGUCUUUUUUUGAAGAAAAACCCUGGCCAGAGCUCUUUUUCAGGUAGAAAAAAAGCUGGCAGCGUUUGUUCCAAAAAGCAAUUGAGAGCGUCUUUUGUUGCCAUAACAACAGCUACUGCAACAUCUAGCGAUCUAGCUGGCUGUACAUUGUUGCAGAGCUAACGUUAGCUAACAGGCUAGUUCUGCUAACGACAAACAGUAAACACAAACACCAGAAACUCCUAGGAUCCAUCCAAUUUGACUCCAAACUGCCUCUUUAUGAUGAACGUUAUGAUACAGUUUAACUGUCAUGUACAGUUCACUGUGCUUGGAAACUUGCACAAUUAACUUCACCGCUAUCUUCUCCAUUUUUGGCAGCUGUUAUGGGAAAUGACGGGUCUCACUACUACGCUUGUGAUUGGUCAGCUGUCAAAAAAGUGCUUGACGUAGGGAGUUUUUUUCUGAGAAGUUGAACU
Megalops cyprinoides (Indo-Pacific tarpon) is the source of this 2810-nucleotide messenger RNA. RefSeq names its product activin A receptor like type 1 (gene acvrl1). Gene Ontology annotation, cellular component: plasma membrane; BMP receptor complex. Lineage: Eukaryota; Metazoa; Chordata; Actinopteri; Elopiformes; Megalopidae. Gene Ontology annotation, molecular function: SMAD binding; ATP binding; transforming growth factor beta receptor activity, type I. Gene Ontology annotation, biological process: dorsal/ventral pattern formation; heart development; transforming growth factor beta receptor signaling pathway. The transcript has 11 exons. The record is from RefSeq and is a predicted model, not a curated record. The coding region runs from base 672 to 2216 and encodes 514 amino acids.